Hippocampus comes (tiger tail seahorse) is the source of this 691-nucleotide messenger RNA. Its product is annotated as dimethylaniline monooxygenase [N-oxide-forming] 5-like. The transcript is spliced from 2 exons. The record is from RefSeq and is a predicted model, not a curated record. Lineage: Eukaryota; Metazoa; Chordata; Actinopteri; Syngnathiformes; Syngnathidae. Gene Ontology annotation, molecular function: NADP binding; N,N-dimethylaniline monooxygenase activity; flavin adenine dinucleotide binding. Bases 101 to 562 code for a protein of 153 amino acids.
CGCCUCUGUCACUGUGUUGAGACAAGUAAACUUGACCUGUUUUGUGACAUCAUAUUUUGUGGCAUGCCCAGGCUGCAUCAAGCUCCCUCCAGCGGCUGACAUGCUGGACGACAUCAAGUAUAAGCAGGAAACCAUGGCUGACAGGUAUGUGAGUAGUCAGAGACACACCAUCCAGGUGGACUACAUGAACUACAUGGAUGAGAUCGCGACGCCUGUGGGUGUGCGGCCCAAAAUCCUCCGGGUUCUGUUGACCGACCCGAGGCUUGGCCUCAGCUUGCUCUUCGGCCCCAUCACCCCGUACCAGUACCGUCUGCGCGGGCCCGGCAAAUGGACCGGAGCCCGUCAGGCCAUACUGACACAGUGGGACCGGGUGGCCCUGCCCAUGCAGACCCGACCAUGUGACCAAGCUAAAGCCAAAUGCUCUCUGAAGUGGCUACUUGUUGUGUUGUCCACCAUGGGCGUGGCUGUGUAUGUGAACAGAAGCAACCUGGGUGCUUUACUACAAAACCCCGACACGCUUUUGGACAGGGUCAAGAUGUGCCUGACCACACUGGGACACUGAAAUAAAUAUAAGUGGUGAUACACAUUUAAAUCAUAUAAUUAAUUCACUUGGUGAAAAGGAGAUACAAACUGAAAUAUCACGUUUGGUGAAACCAUUUUUUGUAGGACUGAAAUUAUAUCCACACUGCGU